Molecule: messenger RNA, 1655 nt
Organism: Trichogramma pretiosum
Lineage: Eukaryota; Metazoa; Arthropoda; Insecta; Hymenoptera; Trichogrammatidae
Gene: BBS8
Product: tetratricopeptide repeat protein 8
Exons: 4
Coding region: 54-1643 (529 amino acids)
Biological process (GO): non-motile cilium assembly
Cellular component (GO): BBSome; ciliary basal body; non-motile cilium
Molecular function (GO): protein binding
Source: RefSeq, a predicted model, not a curated record
ACGCAUACAAAGAAGUACGUGGAGGUAUAGAGUUGGGGUAAGUGGGUAGCGAUAUGUCGGACAAGAGGCUCGGUAGCGGCGGCGCUCGGCUCGUCGACGAUCAGCAGCAGCAGUCGUCGAGCGGCGGCGAGCAGCUCGGCACGAGCAUGGAGCUGUUCCAGGCGCUGAGCCUCUUCAGGCGCAAAAAGUACGAGCAGUGCUGCCAGAUCUGCAGCGAGCUGCUGCGCAAGAGUCCGCUCGACCAGGCGGUCUGGCUGCUCAAGAUGCGCGCCCUGACCCUGCAGGUCUACGUGGACGACAUCGAGGCCGAGGAGCAGGGCCUGGCCGAGACGCUGCUGGACAACGACACGAUAGCCUCGAUGCCGAGGCCGGGCACGUCGCUGCGCCAGCCGGGGACCGCGCUACCGGGCCAGGCCAUGCGCCCGAGGACCCAGACCGGACGGCCCGUCACCGGCGUCCUGAGACCGGCCACGCAGUCGGCCAUCGACGGCUCGCAGAGCCUCGAGCAGGUGCUGCGCACCCCGAGGACCGGAGCCGCUGGCAGGCCCAUCACGGCCAGCGGGGCUCGCAGCAUCAGGCUGGGCACGGCCUCGAUGCUCACCGAGCCCGGCGGGCCCUUCAUUCAGCUCUCCCGGCUCAACGUGUCCAAGUACGCCUCGCAGCCGAGCAUCGCCAAGGCCCUCUUCGAGUACAUUUACCAUCACGAGAACGACCCGCGCUACGCGCUGGACUUGGCGGUGCAGGCCACCCAGGUCUGCCAGUACAAGGACUGGUGGUGGAAGCUCCAGCUGGGCAAGUGCUACUACAUGCUCGGCCUGACCAGAGACGCCGAGCAGCAGUUCAGGUCGGCUCUGCGCGACUCCAAAAACAUCGAGACCGUCCUGAGGCUCGUGCGGGUCUACAUCAGGCUGGAUCAGCCGCUGGCCGCCCUCGAGCUCUGCAAAAAGUCCCUCGACUACUUUCCCAACGACGUGUCCAUACUCUGCGAGAUGGCGCGGGUCUUCGAGGGCCUCAACAACGUCACCAUGUCCGUCAAAUACUACAAGAUAAUCGCCCAGGAAGACGCCUCCAACACCGAAGCGAUCGCCAGCAUCGGACUGCACCACUUUUAUAACGAUCAGCCGGAAAUAGCCGUGCGCUAUUAUCGCAGACUGCUGCAGAUGGGCGUGCACAACGCCGAGCUCUUCAACAAUUUGGCCCUAUGCUGCUUCUACGCCCAACAGUACGACCACACCAUAUCCUGCUUCGAGAGGGCACUGAGCUUGGCUACCGAGGAGGCCCUCGCCGAUGUCUGGUACAAUAUCUCGCACGUUGCCAUUUGUGCCGGCGAUUGGAUAAUGGCGCUCCAGUGCUUGAGAUUAUCCAUCCACUACGAUAGCAAACAUGCACCGGCCCUCAAUAACUUGGGUGCACUCGAGAUGAAGAAUCAAAACGUCGCCGAGGCCCGAGUUUACUUUCACGCGGCUGCGAGCAUAGCCAGUUUUGCUUACGAGCCGCACUUCAACAGCGCCCUUUUGGCUUACAAUACUGGAGAUUUACAAACGAGUUACAUAGCUGUACAAAAAGCCAUGGAUGCUUACCCUGAACACGCGGACAGUAAGAGUCUUUUGAAAAAAUUGCAACGAUAUUUUACUUACAUGUAAAUAAUUGUAUAA